This is a messenger RNA of Symbiodinium necroappetens, 402 nucleotides long. The record is from the annotation of a GenBank genome assembly. Lineage: Eukaryota; Dinophyceae; Suessiales; Symbiodiniaceae.
GACGACCACAUCGAGGCGAAGGCCAAGGCAGCCGAGAAGCCGUCUCUCCAGAUCGCCCGAGCUGAUGAAGAUGCCGAGGUGGAUGAGGCUGCAAGGCAGGAAGAACUCGAAAAACGAGCAAGACGCUCCGAUGUUCCCCCCGCGAUCAUGGAAAAGGCCAAGAUCGCCCAGAAGAAUCGAAAAUACGGCGAGCUUCUGCAGCUCUUCGCUGAGUGUGGAGAGAACUGGUCCGAGUGCCGGAUAAGUUCUACAUCUUCUACGGACGACACGAGAGCUGUGGUGGGGGGACAGACGUACAAACGAUACAAAGACUUGGUAUCUGAACACGGAAAGGAGAACGCAGAUCGGCUUAGGGCCGAGAAGAAGGCCAAACAAUCCGCCCUGGGUGACGCCUUCGAAAAU